AUGACAGUGUGUCAUGGAAGUGCCGGUACACCAGUGGUUUUUAAUGAGAAUGGAGAUGCUCCAGGAAGAUACGAUAUCUUCCAGUACCAGAUCAACAACAGGUCUACUGCGGAGUACAGAGUCAUCGGCUCCUGGACCAAUAAACUACACCUCAAAGUCGAGGCCAUGCGUUGGAAGACAGGGGACCCAUCUCUCCCACCCUCUGUGUGCAGCAUCCCAUGCCGUGCGGGGGAAAGAAAGAAAGUGGUCAAAGGUGUGCCGUGUUGCUGGCACUGUGAGCGCUGUGAGGGAUACCAGUACCAGGCGUCAGAGUUCACUUGUGAGCUGUGUCCAUAUGAGAUGCGACCUGAUGCCAACCGCACUGGCUGUGUUCCCAUCCCCAUCGUCAAGCUGGAGUGGCACUCCCCCUGGGCCAUCUUCCCUGUCUUCAUCUCCAUGCUUGGGAUCAUUGCCACCUCUUUCGUCAUCGUCACGUUUGUCCGGUACAAUGACACGCCCAUCGUACGAGCGUCGGGACGGGAGAUGAGCUACGUGCUGCUGACAGGAAUCUUUCUGUGUUACGCCAUAACGUUCCUGAUGAUUGCGACGCCGGAUGUGGGAGUGUGUUCACUCAGGAGGAUUUUCUUGGGCUUGGGGAUGUGUUUCAGCUAUGCCGCGCUACUCACCAAGACCAACAGGAUACACCGCAUCUUUGAACAAGGGAAGAAGUCUGUAACAGCACCUAGGUUCAUCUCUCCUGCCUCCCAGCUCGUCAUCACCUUCUCGCUCAUCUCAGUUCAGUUGCUGGGUGUCUUCAUCUGGUUCGCGGUGGACCCUCCCCACACGGUCGUGGACUAUGGCGAGCAGCGGACCCAGGAUCCCAUGGCGGCACGCGGCGUCCUCAAGUGUGACAUCUCGGACCUGUCCCUUAUCUGCUCCCUGGGUUUCUCCAUCCUGCUGAUGGUGACGUGCACAGUUUACGCCAUCAAGACGCGGGGCGUGCCCGAAACCUUCAACGAGGCCAAGCCCAUCGGAUUUACCAUGUACACCACCUGCAUCAUCUGGCUGGCAUUUAUACCCAUCUUCUUUGGCACGUCACAGUCUGCAGAGAGGUUUCUAAUUGGAAUAUCCUCUGGAGUGUGUGGCAGCUGGCUGGCUAAAAGAGAGAGCAGAAGAGAGGGAGGAGAGAGACGAGUGAAAGGAAUAAACAGAUAUAAUGUAGCUGCCCAUCAUAGUGUUGUGGUUCCUAGCCGGUAA
This is a messenger RNA of Micropterus dolomieu (smallmouth bass), 1236 nucleotides long. Its product is annotated as metabotropic glutamate receptor 8-like. Bases 1 to 1236 code for a protein of 411 amino acids. Gene Ontology annotation, cellular component: membrane. Gene Ontology annotation, molecular function: group III metabotropic glutamate receptor activity. Gene Ontology annotation, biological process: G protein-coupled glutamate receptor signaling pathway; regulation of synaptic transmission, glutamatergic. The record is from RefSeq and is a predicted model, not a curated record. Lineage: Eukaryota; Metazoa; Chordata; Actinopteri; Centrarchiformes; Centrarchidae. The transcript has 7 exons.